GCUCACACUGAGAUUUAAAGCUGAGCCUAAAGAUUCUGAUAUCGAAAUCCUGGAGGAGUUCAAAAUAUCCAGCCACGUUCAAGGACUCGCGUCCGAAAUACUUGAGACGAAAACUAAGAGAAUUCGAUCUGUGCUCUCGUAGUUCCCUGAAGUAUCUGAAUAAUCCGCCUUCGGCGAUCUCCACAACGAACAACCUUGCUUUCUACAACAAACAAAAAUCUUCCAACUAACUAACUCUAACUAACUUUCUAAAAAACUAAACUGCAAACAGGGAAACGAGAACAGCCAUUUUCAAUUGGCCCGUAGUCCAUAGACUCUUUGACUAGAGUAAAUACCUAAGACAAGAUGGGAGAAGGCGGUUUCGGCAAGGACGGCUUCGGCAAAGGCAAGAAGGGCGGAAAGGGAAAGAAGGGCGGAAAGAAGGGAGGCAAGAAGGGUGCCGAAGAUAAGGAAUGGGCCCCGUGCACCAAGCUCGGACGAUUGGUCAAGGAAGGUAUCCAUAACGUUAGUGUUUGUUACAGCUCCUUAUGAUGAAGUUGGUGUGAUUUAGGUGAGCAGUCGGAAAUCUAAAUCUUGAGUACCUUGCCGCUUGGCUAUAAUAAUCUUUUCAGAAAAGGUACUUUUGUCGAUAUAGCUUCCCAGAAUUCAUGCUUUGUGUGCAACUUCGCAGCACUUGUCAUCCUCAAACGUCCUCUCAGCAACCCUUCGCUCAACUCCAAGCAACUCUCAACUCCAAACUUCAGGCAAGAUCGAAAAGCUUGAGGAUAUCUACCUUCACUCUCUGCCGAUCCGUGAGUACCAGAUCAUCGAUCACUUCUUCGGUGCCCCAGCUGGUCAGCCAGGUGCCCUGAAGGAUGAGGUCGUCAAGAUCCACCCAGUCCAGAAGAUGACCUCCGCUGGUCAGCGCAACCGAUUCGUCUGCUACGCCCUUGUCGGUGACUCCAAUGGUCACAUCGGUUUGGGAAGCAAGGUAAAUCAACGUUACUAUUUUCUUUUGUGUGAGUACUUUUUAGAGGGUUGUUGUGAAGAAAAUAGUAGUGGUUACAAGCCUCUUGGUUUGGCUGUGAUUUGACGCCGAAGUCCGGAACGGCCUCUGAUAUUCUCGAGUUCGCAUCAAAAGUGCGUAUGGCGAAAUUUUUAUCGUUGUCGAUCCCGCAUGGAACUUCUGCUUCUACAAAAGACUCCCGUCAUGCACUAUCAAGUAUCUCUCAUCUUAGCCAAAUUAUCAAAUCUAAAAACCACUCAACAGGUCGGCAAGGAAGUCGCUACCGCUAUCCGUGGAGCCGUCAUUUCCGCCAAGCUCGGUUUGAUCCCGGUCCGCCGUGGUUACUGGGGAAACAAGAUCGGUCUGCCGCACACUGUCCCGAUGAAGGUGACCGGAAAGUGCGGUUCCGUCAUGGUCCGCCUCAUCCCGGCUCCCCGUGGAACCGGAGUCGUCGGUUCCAUUACCUUGAAGAAGUUGAUGAACUUCGUCGGUGUGCAGGACGUCUUCUCCUGCUCCAGCGGCCACACCCGUACCAAGGGCAACUUCAUCAAGGCCACCUUCGAGGCUCUCCGCAACACCUACCGCUUCAUCACUCCGGACUUGUGGGCCCCGACCGCCUUCAAAUUGAACCCGUACCAGGAGUUCUCUGACUUCUUGACCGAUGUCAAGACUGCGGCCUAAGUCACUCUUCUUCUUGCCUGUCGAAUAAGACACGGUGGAGUAGAAUAAACAUCUCACUACUAGAAGCUUUUGGUCAGCAGCCAUGCCAUUGUGCGGAGCCACAGCAUCUACGAGGCGAGCAGAAGUAAUAAAAAGUAGUGAAGACGUUUGACUUCGAACCGGGUUGAGCCGAAGCUGCAGUCGCGGACUGCCGGAUGUGGAUUUUUGGAUCAUGUGAUGAGGAUUUAUCUGAGGUGUGAAAUUCUCUAAACUUCUGAAAGCCGAAUCUUGUCAUCUUGUAGAAAAGAGGAGUAAGGACUACAAAACAAAAUGUGGCUGUGAUUCGCGGGUUUCGCACUUUUGGCUGAUUUGGAGAAGUGUUCACCUUGGAGACAAGAAAACUGCCGCUGUCUCUGUGGCAGAGAGAUGUGAAUGCCCG
Molecule: messenger RNA, 2084 nt
Organism: Amoebophrya sp. A25
Lineage: Eukaryota; Dinophyceae; Syndiniales; Amoebophryaceae
Source: the annotation of a GenBank genome assembly